This is a messenger RNA of Metschnikowia bicuspidata var. bicuspidata NRRL YB-4993, 1299 nucleotides long. RefSeq names its product ATP-dependent RNA helicase (gene SUB2). Bases 1 to 1299 code for a protein of 432 amino acids. Gene Ontology annotation, biological process: mRNA export from nucleus; mRNA splicing, via spliceosome. Gene Ontology annotation, molecular function: RNA binding; ATP binding; RNA helicase activity. The transcript has 2 exons. NCBI's taxonomy places the organism in Eukaryota, Fungi, Ascomycota, Pichiomycetes, Serinales, Metschnikowiaceae. The record is from RefSeq and is a predicted model, not a curated record.
AUGUCCCACGAAGGCCAGGAAGAAUUAUUGGACUACUCCGACUCCGAGGAGAUUGCCGUGCAGCCCGCCAAGACUCAGGCCGACGAGGCUGCCGGCAACAAGGACGCCGACAAGAAAGGCUCCUACGUGGGCAUCCACGCCACUGGUUUCAGAGACUUUCUUUUGAAGCCCGAGUUGUUGAGAGCCAUUGGUGACUGUGGUUUCGAGCACCCUUCUGAAGUUCAGCAGGUCUGCAUCCCCCAGUCCAUUUUGGGCACGGAUGUCUUGUGCCAGGCCAAGUCCGGUUUGGGUAAGACUGCGGUUUUCGUGUUGUCGACCUUGCAGCAGUUGGACCCCAUCCCGGGUGAGAUCUCCACCUUGGUGAUCUGCCACACCAGAGAGUUGGCCUACCAAAUCCGUAACGAGUACGCGCGUUUCUCCAAGUACAUGCCGGACGUCAAGACCGACGUUUUCUACGGCGGUGUCCCCAUCACCAGAGACUUGGAGAAGUUGCAGAACAAGGACACGUGCCCUCAGAUCGUCGUGGCCACGCCCGGCAGAUUGCACGCGCUUGUGGCCGAAAAGGGCAUUCGUUUGAACAACAUCAAGUCUUUUGUUGUUGAUGAGUGUGACAAGGUCUUGGAGUCCUUGGACAUGAGAAGAGACGUGCAGGACAUCUUCAGAAACACCCCUCACCAGAAGCAGGUGAUGAUGUUUUCCGCCACCUUGUCCCAGGAAAUCCGCCCCGUCUGUAAGAAGUUCAUGCAGUCUCCAUUGGAGAUUUUCGUUGACGACAAGGCCAAGUUGACUUUGCACGGUUUGCAACAGUAUUACCUCAAGUUGGCCGAGAAGGAGAAGAACAGACAGUUGUCUGCCUUGUUGGACACCUUGGAGUUCAACCAGGUCAUCAUCUUCGUCAAGUCCACCCACAGGGCCAACGAGUUGAACAAGUUGUUGUGUGCUUGCAACUUCCCCUCCAUUGCGAUCCACUCCGGAUUGAAGCAGGAGGAGAGAAUUGCUAGAUACAAGUCUUUCAAGGAGUUCAACAAGCGUAUCUGUGUCUCUACCGACGUUUUCGCCAGAGGCAUUGAUAUCGAGAGAAUCAACUUGGCCAUCAACUACGACUUGCCCAGUGAGGCUGACCAGUACUUGCACAGAGUCGGCAGAGCCGGUAGAUUUGGUACCAAGGGUUUGGCCGUGUCCUUCGUGUCUUCCCAGGAGGACGAGGAGGUCUUGGAGAAGAUCCAAUCCAGAUUCGAUGUCAAGAUCACCGAAUUCCCCGAGGAAGGUGUGGACCCUUCGACUUACAUGAACACCUAA